AUGACAGACCCUUCAGUGGUGGAUCACCUGACACGACUGAAACUCAAACUCCUAGAAAAGAGACUAGAAAAUGAACAGGAGAACCUAGAGAAGAUGGAGUCACCUCUCCCAGCUGCAAGGAACAGACGUGAGGAUAUGCUCCAAAGUGCCCUAAGGCGAAGGAAAGAUCUCCUGCAGGAGCUUAGGGAGCAGCACCUUCUGGAAGAGCUUUCACAGCCCGCUGCACCAGCUGGAGGACACUGUCAUAACCACAGAGCUGCCCCCCCGCACAUCUACCAGAUACCUUUUCCAGCUCCCCAAGCGGAGCCACCAAGGAUUAUCCAGCAGACAAUGCCACCACAGCCUGCCACCAUCAUCCAGCAGUUACCUCAGCCGCCCCCCCUCAUCACGCAGAUCCCCCCUGCCCAGCCUUUUGCAGCCCCCCGCUCCGGAAGCAUUAAAGAAGAUAUGGUAGAGAUGAUGCUGAUGCAGAACGCCCAGAUGCACCAGAUCAUCAUGCAGAACAUGAUGCUGAAGGCUCUGCCACCGAUGGCGUUCGCACAGUCUGCUGGAGCCAGCUCUCCCCUGCUUCAGCAUGCCCAGCAGGACCUGCAGUUCCCUGCUCCCCUGGCUGUGAAAGCGGACAGGCCCAGGCCAUCUGCGGUGCACCACCACCACCACUACCCUCCCACAGGGGUGCUCCCAGUGCCCCAGGGGGGCUUCCCGUCCACAUCCACGGCGCAUCACUGGACCAGCAGCACGCUCCCUGCCCUACCUACGUGUGAGCAGAUCACACCUGGGACUACUGUUCGAACUCGUCUGCUCAUGCAAAGGCCAGUGGCAGGAGGGGCCUUGAGUGAGGAUCUGAGCCAAGAGAGAGCAGUGCUACCUUCCACCAUGAGUUAUGAGAUCCGACACAUCUACACUGUCCUUUCGCAGCUGCAGCAAGCAUGCAUUGUUGGCUAUUACCAAAAACAAUAA
Molecule: messenger RNA, 960 nt
Organism: Gavia stellata (red-throated loon)
Lineage: Eukaryota; Metazoa; Chordata; Aves; Gaviiformes; Gaviidae
Gene: C8H21orf58
Product: chromosome 8 C21orf58 homolog
Exons: 9
Coding region: 1-960 (319 amino acids)
Source: RefSeq, a predicted model, not a curated record